AUGUAUUCUUUGCUUCCGUUUAUUACUACCAGUAUGCUUCCAGAAAUGCCCAUAGAAGUAUGGUGCAUUAUUUUAAGGCUGCUGGAUUCCAAAUCAUUACUAUCUGUUGUGAGGUGUUCGUCCUCCUUCAGUUCCAUGGCUCGGGGAGAUUCAAUAUUGAGGCAAAAAGUGAGAAUUGCAAUCAAAGAAGAAAAAGAAGAGAUUGUAGCUCGGCUAAGGAGACCUGGAAUAGGCACAAGAGUAGAUCGAUCAUCCAAACAAUCUGGGUUAUUUUCCAAAAACUCCCAAAAGAAGACGACUAUAAAAAAGGAACCAAAAAUGUUCAAAUUUUGUAGAGCUGCCGAGAAGCAGUCGUCAGAUUUAAAAAUGAGAAGCAACGUUUGCAAAUCAUCUAGAUUUAAUCCUUAUCGGAUAUAA
Messenger RNA from Ceutorhynchus assimilis (cabbage seed weevil), 417 nucleotides. The record is from the annotation of a GenBank genome assembly. Lineage: Eukaryota; Metazoa; Arthropoda; Insecta; Coleoptera; Curculionidae.